Molecule: messenger RNA, 925 nt
Organism: Cladocopium goreaui
Lineage: Eukaryota; Dinophyceae; Suessiales; Symbiodiniaceae
Source: the annotation of a GenBank genome assembly
GACGUCAAUAAAAAACAUCAGACAUCAGAUCCACAUGGCGGAGCUUGAAGAGAUCCGACAGCGCCGGGCUGCUGCCUGGGAGCGAGCGCAGGAGGCGCAAGGACCGCAAGGACCGCAAGGACCGCAAGGACCGCAAGGACAAGGGUCGUCAGCUGGCAACGAUGCUCCCGCAGAGGUGCCGGCUGCGUCGGCCGCGCCGGAGAGCGCGGAACGUUGCUGUCGCAUCUGUUUCGACAGCUCCGAGUCCAAGGAGACGGGGCGGCUCUUUAGCCCAUGCCAGUGUACAGGCAGUAUGCGCUUUGUGCACGUGCGUUGUUUGAACGAUUGGCGCAGCGCCUCGUGCAACGACAGGUCCUACUACCGCUGCGACGCCUGCCACUACGAGUACCGCCUGCAGCGCCUCUGGGUGGCCGAUGUGCUGAUUUCGCCAGGCUUCCAUUUGGCUCUGGCCAUUAGCUGCUUUUCCUUCAGUGCUUUGAUGGUUGGCAUCCUUGGGCGCUUGCUGGUGCCAUGGGUAGUCGACCUCUGCAUGGAUCACCUGCACCUGGCUCCCAACGUGCGUUUCCUUUUCAGUGACAAAGAUGCACUGACCAAUGGUAACCCUGCAUGCUGGCAGCAAGGCUAUACCUUUCAGGUUUGCUGCUCCCGCGGACGACCGGGAAAUCCCAUCUGUUGGGACGACCUUCACACCUAUGAGAGCUGCUGCCUGGGUGUGUCCCAGACCCUUCGAACCUUGCGGAGCAUCGCGGGUCCGCUGCUGCGCGUGCUCUUCUGCGGCUGGUUGGGCCUCUCGGCUGUGGGCUUUGGUCUCUACCUGCAGCGACAGGUGCGGGAGGCCUGGGGCAACACAGGUGGCAGUUGGCACAUCGUCGUACUGGUGGCCUACUUGUCCUCCUUUGGACAUGCGCCUUGGCCGAAGCCUUGA